GCGCAUGCGGCCAGAACAGUCGGCCAGGCCAGAACAACCGCCAGAAAUCACACGCUUGCAAUUGCCACCCGAUUUGUCCACAAUUAGAUAGUAGGUAUGGAAUACACACGUGAUCACUUGCUCUGAGCAUCUACUUACAAUUACCACAUAAUAUACUACGUACAGUCUGACAGACUGUCCUCACUCGCUGUCUGUCUAUCUAUCCAGGCUGCCUUACGUACGCACAUGAUGGAUGCCCUACGAUCGAUCGAUAUCAACAUACGUACACAUAACAUCACAAAUAGGAUGCAUACGCAUCAUACGUAUCACAUAUGCAUCGCAUCACACGUCACCAGUCGGGCGGCUGGCCCAAGCAAUUCAAGAUUGGUAGCGGUCCUUCGCUCGAGUUGCGGCCACCCACCGCCUCGUCGCCUCCUGACGGCACCUUGCUGCUGCCCGCGUCGAUGUCGCUCUCUCCCUCAGUGACAAUGAUGUUGAUGGUUUCGUCGAAAUACUGAGGCACGUGUGUGUCGCUCGCCUUGGGGCACUGUGCGUCAUCAAAUCGACCGACGCGACGGCUGCCAGACACCUGUCCGUACAAGCAGCAGCAGAGGCAAGGCAUAUGAACUUCUCUUCCCUCUCUCUGAUGCGAUGGCCCGACUCGCUUGCUUAUUGCUUACAUGGAAUGAUUUCUCUGACGAGUCCAGCUGGCUGUCCGCCAAAUCGCCGUAGUUCGCGAGGCAGAAGAAGGUGGCGGAUAUGUCUCGCGGCGGCAGCUCACUGGAGAACAACUUGACAUUGGCCAGCUCGAGGGCGGAAAGAUCGCUAUGGCGCCGGCCCAGGUGGAGCUUGGCAUCACGCGGAAGCGACCCGCCGGCCUGAAGAGAAACACAAACAGCCGGCCUUUCAGAGGCACGUGUGGCACCAAGACGACCAUACCAUGAAGUUUAUUUCUUGCACUUGUUCCGCAUCCCGGUAUGCCACCAGCCGCCCGUCGAUCGCCCGCCACGACAAUGCGAGAUGCACCCACCCACUGUGCCGCCCGCCCCCCUCAUCCGAGGAGCCAAAGGGCGAGAGGAAAUCGUUCGCUGGACAGCAUGAGUCUUCCCUCUCUCGGGAUGUCUUGGCCUCCCAGAAGCGGGCGAACUGGACGUCAUUGCCGUCAAGCGUCACCAUGAGGUGAGGUCCCGUGGCCGCAAUGCCGAUCGACACCAGUGCCGGCUCGUCUGCCCGUGUGUAGCUGAGGUACUCGAGUCGAUCGGGUGUGGGGUCGUGGCGUACCCACAAGGCGAUUGUCAUCUCGUGGAGGCGGGAGAAGGACGGAUUGACUGCGGAGAGGGGGAGGGGACAGCUUCUGGGGGAGAAGGGAUGGCUGAACGAGGGUGGUGGGGGUGGGGCAUUGUUGUCUGUCAUGGGAUAGUACAUGGGAUCUCUCACGGGCGUGCUGCCCUCCUGAGCCCACGCAUCUCGCUCUCCCAGCGGCCCAAAGGAGAACCUCACGCCUAUCACGCCAGAGAUACAUGAACACACUGCGCUGCCGCCUGUCUGUCAUUACCAUCGUUUGGUCGGUAGACUCGGAAGUAGUCGACUUUCAGGGUGCCGGGCAGGUUGCUCUCGCUCAUGCAGUGAGUGAUGUGCUCGGUGAUGAUGGCAGAGAGCCAGUAGUGCAUCGGCAUCAACUCCUGAAUCUUCAGAGCAGACCAGUCCCCAGUGCCGACGACCUCGCCGUCCAAGAACACUCUCGAUUGGAUGGGGGUGUGCUCCAGCCCCCAGACGUGCCAGUCGUCCGUCAAUCGCCAGCCUGGAUGCAGCCGCCGUCCGGCCACGUACAUGCGUGGGGGUGGCCACCACUUGAUGUGGUUGUACUGGUAGCUGUUAACGCCGCUGUUGAUCUCGAAGACGUCGAUUUCCUGUCGUGGAUGGUCGGUGUUGUUGCACACUGCACACUUGGUCUUGUCGAUGGAGUUGGCAGUGGCCGCCCAGAAAGACUGCCAGUCGAGAGACAAGUCAUCGCAGGCAGACACACAUAAAUGAAUGGCACGUUGGUCAGUUCCUGCGUGUGUGUGGUCAGGAUGUUCACACGGUGAUGCCGACCCGACGGCAAUGUUUGCCCACUGGGUGUGCACACACUCACUUGCCAGAAGCCCGGAUACGCCCACGACUUGAUCCGCGCCUCGAAAUAGCCGAAAGGAAGAGGCUCACGGGUGAUCAAGCCGCCCUGAGUGCCGGAAACCAACACACGCACACUGUUGCACCUGCCCAGGACCAAUUGGUCUCGUUGGUCCGCUCACCCCUGCGUAUCGGACGAGCUUGUCCUUCAUGUACCGUGGGUACUGCAGCCUGUCCAUGUGCACCUGAAGCGCACCAUCCCUGACCUCAACCUGACGACACAAACACCACGCAAAGGGAACAAAUGCCUUGUGUAUCCGCAACCGGCGUCCCUCGGAAGCCGACUGACUUGUGAGGCCAUCUGGCAGCUGGGCGCGAAGUCAGGAGAACACUCGUCGCGAUACAUCCAUCUGCAGUAAAGAUUGCUCUUUCAUCUGUGCCUGUACGUAUGUCUGUCUGUCUGUCUGUCUGUCUGUGUCUGUGUGUGUGCGUGUUUUGGUGCUUGGCUUGACGUGGUCUCGUUGACUCGGGACGAGUCAAACUCGUCCGACCAAGAGAGGUUCUCAUAUCCCGCCGGCACAUAUGGAGAGUGACCCACGGGCUCAGCAGCCACGCCACCCCGGAACACACCUGCAGACAGACAGACAAACAAACACCCAUCCCAAGCCUUUCCUGCUUCAGUGUCCUCCCACCUGACACGACGGCCACGAACACGGCAAGGCAGCCCAUCCGCCAGGCACUGCAGCACGACCGCCUCUUCCGCUUACGACGCAUUCGAGAACAUUCGCUGUACCACCACACCAAACCGCGCGAAAUCCG
This is a messenger RNA of Vitrella brassicaformis, 2907 nucleotides long. Lineage: Eukaryota; Vitrellaceae. The record is from the annotation of a GenBank genome assembly.